AUGACACCAAACGGAACAACUACUAUCAUUAGCACAUCUGAAGAUGAAAAUAUUAAAGCUCUCUUCAGUUCACAGAUCACAGGGAAUCUUUUGGUGGGUGUACAUAAAUGCCAAGCUAAUGCCGGUAAAUUGACAAGGUAUGAAGAAACAGGAGCCAAGAUCAAAGACAUCGAGGUAGAUAAUGACGGGAAGACACUGUAUAGUAAUCCAACUUACAUUGCAGAGAACAGGAACGGAGACAUUGUCACUGCCGAUUCUACCAAACACAGAGUAGUGUUGGUUGAUAGAUCAGGAGAGUAUCGAGGUUAUUACAACGGUCAGACACCAAACAAAAGAGAAUUUGAUCCACAUGGUGUCUGCACUGACGUCAAAGGUCAAAUAAUGGUGGUUGAUUACACGUCUGGCUCUAUCCAUCUUCUUGAUCAGGACCUUCGUUUUCAGAAAUUAUUGCUGACAAAAGAACAGCACAAUUUAAUAGGUGCUAGUGCUUUAUUUAUAGAUGAAAACCACCAUCUUUACGUUGGAUCUGAAAAUGGCAGAAUCAAUGUAUACAGAUACCUAAAUGACGAAUAG
Molecule: messenger RNA, 573 nt
Organism: Magallana angulata
Lineage: Eukaryota; Metazoa; Mollusca; Bivalvia; Ostreida; Ostreidae
Exons: 1
Coding region: 1-573 (190 amino acids)
Molecular function (GO): protein binding
Source: RefSeq, a predicted model, not a curated record